Messenger RNA from Striga hermonthica, 1347 nucleotides. The record is from the annotation of a GenBank genome assembly. NCBI's taxonomy places the organism in Eukaryota, Viridiplantae, Streptophyta, Magnoliopsida, Lamiales, Orobanchaceae.
AUGGGGAAGUUGGCUACAUUCUCAAAGCCACUCAUCUUCCAAUCCAAACUCCUCUGUUUCUCUCUCAUCUACCUCUUCUCCGCCGUCUCCUUGGCCGUCUACUUCACCUUCUCCGCCACCAAAUGCGUUUUCCGGUGGUCGACCUUCGACCCCCUUCAGGCCCCACUCUUCUUAUAUCCAUCCUCUUAUGGAGAACACAAACACGCCAUACCCACAACUCGAAACUCCUGCAACUCCCCUGUUUUUUUCUCAGAUUAUCAUGUCGUUUUCGAUGAAAUCCAGAAAAGAAUUGACGGCUCCACGGGGCAAUCGGGUCUGAGGUAUAUGCAGGGGAAUCAUGAAACUUUUGGUGGGAAUCUGAAUCUUUCUGAGAGGUUAUCGUUUUUCGAUCAUCACGAAGAAGAAGAAACUGAGAUCCCAUGUGGGUUUUUCAAGAAAUUUCCUGUUAGUGAUUCUGAUAGAGUUUCCAUGGAAAAAUGCCGUGGACUAGUUGUGGCGUCCGCCAUAUUCAACGACCACGACAAAAUUCGUCAGCCGAGGGGCCUCGGGUCGAAAACCUUAGACCACGCGUGCUUCUUCAUGUUUGUCGACGAUGCUACUCUGAACCGACUUCACUACCACAAAAUGAUCACAAAAACAUCGAAAGAACUCAAAAUCGGAGCUUGGAGGAUCGUUAAUGUCUCGAGCGAGCUCUUGUACGAAAGUCCCGCCAUGAAUGGGAUCAUACCCAAGUACCUAAUCCACCGGCUAUUUCCGAAUUCAAAGUAUAGCGUGUGGGUCGAUGCAAAGAUGCAAUUGGUAGUCGACCCGUUUUUGUUGAUUCAUUCACUUGUUGUGGAGGAGAAUGCUGACAUGGCUAUCUCGAGGCAUCCUUAUUUUUCGCAUACGAUGGAGGAGGCAAUGGCGACCGCUAGGUGGAAAAAAUGGUGGGAUGUGAACGGGUUGAAGGUCCAAAUGGAGACUUACUGCGAAAACGGAUUGACCCCGUGGAGCCCGAAUAAGACCUACCCCACAGAUGUGCCAGACAGUGCAAUUAUACUGAGAAAACACACUGUGCCAACCAACCUUUUCUCAUGCCUAUUGUUUAAUGAACUUGAAGCCUUCAACCCAAGAGAUCAACUCCCCUUUGCAUUUGUGAGGGACAAAAUUAGCCCAAAACUUAAACUCAACAUGUUUGAGGUUGAGGUAUUCGAACACGUGGCAGUCGAAUACAGGCACAAUAUCGUGCCGGGCCGGGCCCGGUCGGGGCCCAGGACCAAGAUGGCCAGCCCAGGCUUGUUUGGCAACACAAGUUGUGGCAAAUGUGAGAGCUAUCUUUUAGGUAUGUGGGGUGAGUCCCAUGAUUGA